This is a messenger RNA of Gadus macrocephalus (Pacific cod), 2224 nucleotides long. RefSeq names its product prenyl (decaprenyl) diphosphate synthase, subunit 1 (gene pdss1). The coding region runs from base 56 to 1285 and encodes 409 amino acids. Gene Ontology annotation, biological process: ubiquinone biosynthetic process; isoprenoid biosynthetic process. Gene Ontology annotation, cellular component: transferase complex; mitochondrion. The record is from RefSeq and is a predicted model, not a curated record. The transcript has 11 exons. Gene Ontology annotation, molecular function: prenyltransferase activity. Lineage: Eukaryota; Metazoa; Chordata; Actinopteri; Gadiformes; Gadidae.
UUCCUGUUCCUGUGUGCAUUUCAUAACCUCUCCGCCUUCAUGUGUUUGGUGAAACAUGGCGGUUCCGUGGAGGCACUGUUGGAGAUGGAGCAUAACAAACUGCACCAAGACACGGUUAUCCAACUAUGCGGUGUUUUCCACGCUGUCUUCCCGGGGGCUGGGUCCCAUCGCCGGCGGGGCGCAGCAGGAGGUGCUUCCAUCAACACACCCGGUGAACUUUAAGUAUACAUUUCCCAGGCACAAACCGAGGCAGCUGUGGCCUGCGUCUCAGUUGCGCUGUUGUAAGAAGAUCCACAGUGACACCAAACUGAAGGACCCCUUCUCGCUCGCCCAGAAAGACCUCGCACAUUUAUAUGACGACAUCAAAAAGGAGCUGUAUGUGUCCGGGGCGGAGCUCAGGUCUCUGUGUGACUACUACUUCGACGGUAAAGGGAAAGCCUUCCGGCCCAUGAUAGUGGUGCUGAUGGCUCGAGCCCUCAACAUCCACAGCAACAGCAAGGGCACUGACCUGCUGCCAGGCCAGCGUUCGGUGGCCAUGAUCUCGGAGAUGAUCCACACGGCCAGCCUGGUGCACGACGAUGUCAUCGACGGGUCGGACCAGCGGCGUGGCAAGAGCACCAUCAACGACAUGUGGGGCGAGCGCAAGGCCAUCCUGGCGGGAGACUUCAUCCUAUCGGCGGCCUCCAUGGCGCUGGCUCGCAUCGGGAACACGACGGUGGUGUCGGUGCUGUCGCAGGUCAUAGAGGACCUGGUGAGAGGGGAGUUCAUGCAGAUGGGCUCCAAGGAGAACGAGAACGAGCGCUUCAAGCACUACUUGGACAAGACCUUCAAGAAGACGGCCAGCCUCAUCGCCAACAGCUGUCGAGCAGUGUCCAUCCUGGUGAACUCUGACCCGGAAGUGCAUGAGAUAGCGUUCCAGUACGGCAAGAACGUGGGCAUUGCGUUCCAGCUGGUGGACGAUGUGUUGGACUUCACGGCGUGCGCCGCUCACCUGGGGAAGCCGUCGGCGGCCGACCUCAAGCUGGGCCUCGCCACGGGCCCGGUGCUCUUCGCCUGCCAACAGUUCCCUGAGCUCCACUCUAUGAUCAUGAGGCGCUUCUCCUCCCAGGGAGACGUGGAACGCGCCUGGCAGUACGUCCUCGAGAGCGACGGCGUGGAGCAGACUAGCUACCUGGCGAGGCACUACUGCGACGAGGCCGUCCGCCAGGUGAGCCGGCUCCGCCCCUCCCCGGAGCGCGACGCCCUCAUCAGGCUCACCGAGAUGGUGCUGACCCGGGACAAGUGACCCCGGGUGACCUCUGGUCCCCGGACGACCCCUCCCUGGCCCCGCCCCCUUCAGGCAGCUGCUGAUAGGACAACUCGACUCAAGCCAAGCCCCUGUUGGGGCCAGUGUUGUUCGCCGGACUCCUUGUCAUGGCGUCGGUGCUACUCUGAACUGGCCAAUCCCGGAGUGCCGCAGUGAUGACAUCAUGGCAGGGAGUGUCACAACUGCCAGGAAUUAACUGAAAGAAACGCAGAGCGGGGGUCCGUCGUUUAACUUUGCUGUCUCAACUGUCUACACCCAAACAAAUCCAACAGUAUGCCAAAAGUCCUAUAUGAUAUAAAUAUAUUUAUUAAAAGAGUGGUUUACACUCCUGUGUGUUACAGUUGAUGAAUUGGAGAAUCCCAAAUACUACGAAUUUGAGUCUUUUAGAUGCAGCGGAAUUAACCAAUUUGAGCGAAUUCUAGUCCACCGCACUGAACAACACUAAACUCUCACGUCACGUUUCGGUGUGUAUUGCGUACUGCAGCUACCUCUCUUGUCACUCUAUUAAACACGGCUAGUGCAAGUCAUGGCUCCCAUCGAUUCUGUCUGAAUCGAUGGGAUUCCACAAGCGUUGGAAGGGUGUCAUUGUCGUGUGUUUAUGUGAUGGUCAACACACUCCAGGUACAGAAGUUAUUAAAAUAUCCAUACCGGAAUUUCCCCAAAACCCUGUAGAUUGGCUAAAUAGUGCUAAUGCAUAAGGGUUGAAAGUGAAAACAAUCAAGUUCAAUGGGAAGACUUUGACUUAACCUGGAGUUUUUCCACCGUCCUCACCGUUAUAGGCUGACAUUUGUGUGAACUUGUGUGUAUAUCCAAACUGUUGUGAGAAUGCCAGUGUUUCUGUAUAAAGAAGUGCUCUUUAACAGCUAAGGCCUUUACAUCCACCAAUGACCGUGUACUCUCAUUAAAGAGAUGUUUUUU